Callorhinus ursinus (northern fur seal) is the source of this 2592-nucleotide messenger RNA. It is a transcript of the gene CAPN6, whose product is annotated as calpain 6. The record is from RefSeq and is a predicted model, not a curated record. Gene Ontology annotation, cellular component: cytoplasm. Gene Ontology annotation, biological process: proteolysis. Gene Ontology annotation, molecular function: calcium-dependent cysteine-type endopeptidase activity. Lineage: Eukaryota; Metazoa; Chordata; Mammalia; Carnivora; Otariidae.
GUAGGGGUUACCUGGCCAAGAGCGGCGGCGGCGGCGGCGGCGGCGGGGCGCCUGGGCUAACUCAGACAUAGUUCGGCAGUAUGGGUCCUCCUCUGAAGCUCUUCAAAAACCAGAAGUACCAGGAACUGAAGCAGGAAUGCAUCAAAGAUGGCAGACUGUUCUGUGACCCGACCUUUCUGCCUGAGAAUGAUUCGCUUUUCUACAACCGGCUGCUUCCCGGGAAGGUGGUGUGGAAACGUCCCCAGGACAUCUGUGACGACCCCCGUCUGAUUGUGGGCAACAUCAGCAACCACCAGCUGAUCCAAGGGAGACUGGGGCACAAGCCGAUGAUCUCUGCGUUUUCCUGUUUGGCUGUUCAGGAAUCUCACUGGACAAAGACAAUUCCCAACCAUAAGGAACAGGAAUGGGACCCUCGAAAACUCGAUAAAUAUGCUGGGAUAUUUCGCUUCCGUUUCUGGCAUUUUGGAGAAUGGACUGAGGUGGUGAUUGAUGACUUGCUGCCCACCAUCAAUGGAGAUCUGGUUUUCUCCUUCUCCACCUCCAUGAAUGAGUUUUGGAAUGCUCUACUGGAAAAAGCUUAUGCAAAGCUGCUUGGUUGUUAUGAAGCCCUCGAUGGUUUGACCACCACUGAUAUCAUCGUGGACUUCACUGGUACACUGGCCGAGACCGUUGACAUGCAGAAGGGAAGAUACACCGAGCUGGUUGAGGAGAAGUACAAGCUAUUUGGGGAGCUGUACAAAACAUUUACCAAAGGAGGGCUGAUCUGUUGCUCCAUUGAGUCUCCUAAUCAGGAGGAGCAAGAAGUUGAAACUGACUGGGGUCUUCUGAAGGGCCAUACCUACACCAUGACUGAUAUUCGCAAGAUCCGUCUUGGAGAGAGACUGCUAGAAGUCUUCAGUACUGAGAAGCUCUAUAUGGUUCGCCUGAGGAACCCCUUGGGACGUCAGGAAUGGAGCGGCCCCUGGAGCGAAAUUUCUGAAGAGUGGCAGCAGCUGACUAUGGCCGACCGCAAGAACCUGGGGCUAGUUAUGUCUGAUGAUGGAGAGUUCUGGAUGAGCCUGGAGGACUUUUGCCGCAACUUUCACGAACUGAACGUCUGCCGCAACGUGAACAACCCCAUUUUUGGCCGCAAGGAGCUGGAAUCGGUGGUGGGAUGCUGGACUGUGGACGAUGAUCCCCUGAUGAACCGGUCAGGGGGCUGCUAUAACAACCGUGAUACCUUCCUGCAGAAUCCCCAGUAUAUCUUCACUGUGCCCGAGGAUGGGCACAAGGUCAUUAUGUCACUGCAGCAGAAGGACCUGCGUACUUACCGCCGCAUGGGAAGACCUGACAAUUACAUCAUUGGCUUUGAGCUCUUCAAGGUGGAGAUGAACCGCAAGUUCCGCCUCCACCAUCUCUACAUCCAAGAGCGUGCUGGGACAUCCACCUACAUUGACACCCGCACCGUGUUUCUGAGCAAGUACCUGAAGAAAGGCAACUACGUGCUUGUCCCAACCAUGUUCCAACAUGGCCGCACCAGCGAGUUUCUCCUGAGAAUCUUCUCCGAAGUGCCCGUCCAGCUCAGGGAACUGACUCUGGACAUGCCCAAGAUGUCCUGCUGGAACCUGGCUCGUGGCUACCCGAAGGUGGUGACCCAGAUCACCGUUCACAGUGCGGAGGGCCUGGAGAAGAAGUAUGCCAAUGAAACCGUAAAUCCGUAUUUGGUCAUCAAGUGUGGCAAGGAGGAAGUCCGUUCUCCCGUCCAGAAGAAUACUGUUCAUGCCAUUUUUGACACCCAGGCAAUUUUCUACAGAAGGACCACUGACAUUCCUAUUAUAGUGCAGGUGUGGAACAGCCGGAAAUUCUGUGAUCAGUUCCUGGGGCAGGUUACUCUGGAUGCUGACCCCAGCGACUGCCGUGAUCUGAAGUCUCUGUACCUGCGUAAGAAGGGUGGCCCGACUGCCAAAGUCAAGCAGGGCCACAUCAGCUUCAAGGUUAUUUCCAGCGAUGAUCUCACUGAGCUCUAAAUCUUCAGCUCUAGGGAAUCCUGACAGAGCUUUCCAUCCUUCCCUUUUCUGUCAGGUGCCAGGUCUUACCUAAUCCAUACUCCUUUGAAAGAAAGAAACUCACAGUAACUAACUUUUCCUUUCUUCUGAUAAAUCCCCCAUACCUCCCGAUCCAGGUAGCAUCAGUAGCUACAUAACCUAUAUACCUCCAGCAGCUGGACAGGGGGAGGUGACAGUCCUAUGUGGAGAUCAUACAGAUGUUUGCCAACAAAAAGAUCUCUGGGGCUUCCGGGGGUGAGAUUUAAGCAGGACAACAAUGGCCUGGAUACCCUACAGAUGUGUUUGCUGCUUUCAGGCACCCAGUGUUAUCUUCCCUGUAGGGCGUGUUGAGGAAGGAGGAGGGGUGAUCAAGGCCAAGCUGGUCUAGCCUGACAUCCCAGCUCCCUACUGAACACUUCAGACUUGCCAGCAGGCUUUUAGCCAGCGGCCAGAGCCUGCUUCUGAGGCCCCAGCUCUCAUCACCGCCAGUACCAAUACCACCUCCGUCACCACCACCACUGAAUACCACCAACCAUCACCACCCCCGGAAAGUGUAGUCCUGCCCUCA